This is a messenger RNA of Dromiciops gliroides (monito del monte), 1566 nucleotides long. RefSeq names its product coenzyme Q4 (gene COQ4). The record is from RefSeq and is a predicted model, not a curated record. Gene Ontology annotation, biological process: ubiquinone biosynthetic process. Gene Ontology annotation, cellular component: mitochondrial inner membrane; mitochondrion. The coding region runs from base 257 to 1087 and encodes 276 amino acids. The transcript has 6 exons. NCBI's taxonomy places the organism in Eukaryota, Metazoa, Chordata, Mammalia, Microbiotheria, Microbiotheriidae.
GACCGGUUCAAUCUGGAAAUAAUGAGCGCCAUUUGCAGCGAAGACUGCACCUCCCCUCCAGGCUUAUGCUAGUACAAUAAGAGAGGAAGGUAAAUGUAGCUCCCCAAAGGGUCGGGAGAACCCUGAGAAGACUAGAAAACAAGAGAGCUGGGAGCAGACGAAAACGAUCGCACCACUUUUGGCCUCUGCGCGGCUCCGUCGCAGCUGAUUUGGGGACGGAUUAACUUUGCCCUUCCUUCCUCGCAGGGCUGCUGCCAUGGCGACGCUACUCCGCCUGUCUCGGUUCCCCGGCCUACUACCCCGAACCCCGCUCAGAGCCCGUCGCCCUGCUUCGGAUGUGGCGGCUCUCCCCGGCGGCCGCGACACGGGCUUGGGCCUGCUCUACCCAGGCCACAUUCCCACCAGUCCGCUACAGAAGGCGCUGCUAGCAGCCGGCGCCGCCUGCAUGGCACUCUACGAUCCCUACCGCCACGACAUGGUCGCUGUUUUGGGUGAGACCACAGGACACCAAGCUCUACAGGCACUCAGGGACCGGAUGAGGAGGGACCCCGAGGGUGCCCAGAUCCUGCAGGAACGGCCUCGGAUCCAGCUCUCUACCCUGGACUUGACCAAACUCCGGAGCCUACCAGAGAACUCCUUUGGUUGGGAGUAUGCCCACUUUCUUGAUGUUAAUAGGGUUUCCCCAGACACUCGAGCACCCACCCGAUUUGUGGACGAUGAGGAACUUGCUUACGUGAUCCAGCGUUACCGUGAGGUUCAUGACUUACUCCACACCCUUUUGGGAAUGCCCACCAAUAUGCUUGGAGAAAUUGUGGUUAAGUGGUUCGAAGCAAUCCAGACAGGCCUGCCCAUGUGUGUUUUAGGAGCUGCCUUUGGACCCAUCCGACUCAGCGCCAAGAAACUGAAGGUGUUGAUAUCAGAACUGAUUCCCUGGGCAGUUCUGAAUGGCCGAAACUCCCGAUGUGUCCUAAACCUCUACUAUGAACAACGGUGGGAGCAGCCUAUAGGAGCCCUUCGGGAGGAGCUAGGCAUCACUCCACCCCCUACUGUGCAGACAGGCCAUCGAACUCAGUCCCCAAAGCUCUGAGCCAACAGGUUCUGCCAACCCUCUGCUACUGGGUAAAGGGCUGCCCUGCCCAGGCCCUUUGCACUGUAGGACAACUAGCCUCAGAUGGGGGAUGAAGAGAUUUCAAUUAAGUGACCUUAAAAGGAUUUGUGUAUCCCUUUAUCUCCCAAAAGAGAUAUGGGAAUAAAAGGAAUCUACUUAUUUGUUCAUAAGAAAUCUCUUCAGAAGGCCAGAAGCAAUCCACCACGCCCAUGUAAGUGGAACUGAAUGAGCUCAAGAUGAAAAAUUCUAUUGAUUUAUCAGGAAUCCAUGGCUCGGUGAAUUUAUUUAAUUGCUCUGCUCUCCCUUGGAAGAAUUCCUUCUACUCCAUCAUACUUCUCCCACUGUUUCACCCUGUCUUCUCCCCUUCCCUCCAUGAUCAAGAAUUUUUUUGGGUGGUUUGGGCAGGAUGCCGGGAUGUUGGCUCCCUAGUCUGAAUAAAGCCCUCUGUGGGACCCAGG